Messenger RNA from [Torrubiella] hemipterigena, 2736 nucleotides. Lineage: Eukaryota; Fungi; Ascomycota; Sordariomycetes; Hypocreales; Clavicipitaceae. The record is from the annotation of a GenBank genome assembly.
CCACCAUCCAACGAUUGGCCCUUUUAAGUCGUGGCAAUUUGUCUUUCAGCUUACCACUAGUUUAAUAAUUGCUUACGGAAACGAAACGAAGCCACGAAAGUCGCAAGGCGCACCAUAUAUCACCAUGGAUUUCGCCGCGCUCAUGAGCAAAGAGCUCUCAAAAUCGAAGCCCGCAGCCAAAGCCGACGACAAGAAAUACCUGAAGCGCUCCGAGGUGGAAUCGAAUCGCAAGGAAGCAUAUAUAGCCGAGCAAAAGGCCAUUGAAGAGGAGCGCGAGAAGAAGGCAGCAGCUAAGCGCAAACUAGAAGAAGAUACGCUGGCAGCCAACAAGGUCCGCGAUGAGAAGCGCCGCAAACUCGCCGAAGAAUCGCGGAAACGCCAAGAUGAUGCCGACUGGGAAGAAGAGAAAGAACGACGUAAGCGACUCGGGCUUCCAGAAAUCGAACGACCGCAAAAGGUCGAGGUGGAGGAGACUGUCGCGCCAGAAGACGACAUUUCCGAUGACGAGCUGCAAUCCAAGCUCCGUGAGAUAGGACACCCUGUAAUACUGUUUGCCGAGAGCCAUGCUGCUCGUCUCAGACGGUACAGAAAACUGACAGCCGUCGUCACCGAUGGACCUAUUCCGACAACACUUGUCCUCGUCGACGAAAAGGAUAUGAAGGUUGCUGAAAAGGUGCCAGCGGACGCGGCAGGUCGCAAAUUCCUUUUCCGCCAGAUUGCAAGCUACUUCACCAUGGUGUUAAAAGAAUAUGAGAAGGCCAUGGACUCUUCGCGCACAAACACUACUGAAAGCAAGGCCGCAUAUGCUGCCAUGGUUCAAGCGCGUGACAACAUGAAACCACUCUUCCGUAAACUCGAGACUGGCGAUAUCCAAGAUUCCAUUCUUACACCUAUAAACGAUAUCGUUCGCGCGCUUCAAGAGCGUCGAUACGUCGACGCCAAUAACGGCUACCUACACGUCUCCAUUGGCAAAGCGGCUUGGCCUAUUGGUGUUACCAUGGUUGGUAUCCACGAGCGUAGUGCUCGCGAGAAGCUGCAUGACGGAGAAAAGGGCCAUGUUAUGGGAGACGAAGUCACGCGCAAAUACCUACAGAGCAUUAAGCGCUGUCUUACCUUUGCACAGGUCCGCUGGCCGCCAGAUGAUCUCAAGCAGCUGAUGGGCUAAGAAUUUGCGGUUAUAUGACAAAAAACAAGCAAGUACAAGCACAAGUUUACGAUACCCUCGAUGAAACCAUGUAAAAUAAUAAAAUAUCCUCUUAAAACAAUGCCAGCUGCAAAUUACGUCUAAUCAUCAAAGGGGCUUUUGCAUUACCGUAAGCCGAUUACUCAUUGGCCCUAUGCUCAACUCCAGCCCUCAGCAGCCUGGCUCUCUUCAAGAAAUGAGGAAUCCAUCGUCAAACCAGGUGUGAAGACCUGACCAUGCGCCUGAGCCUUCUUUGGACCCACGACUUCUAAGCCGGAGCAAACGAUACCCAUUCGUCGUAGUCUUUCUGUAGCUUCCUUCUCGUAGCCAUGUGCUACUUGGAGUGCCUGACGCUGCAUCUCAGCUCUCGGAUCUGGUUGGACAGCAACCAAAAGCUACAUGUCUAGUUAGAAACACUUCUUCACACUAUGUCACAGAUAGCAUGGUACUCACCCUGUUCUUGGUAUCGAUUUUAGCCUUGAGCGUGCCCUGGCGAAUCAUAGCCAAGAGCUCAUCUUCAAGGGAUGCGCCAGGCGCUGCAAAGGCAGACUCCAAACUUUCAAGAGUAACACAGGAGAACGGAAUAAAAUACUGCAUGAUGCAUUUACUCCUGAUCUUUGCGUAGAGGUCUUGGACAUGCUUGAAGAGGUAAAUAUCGAGUAGGUAGUCGGCCCGAGUCGAUUCUAGGAUGGCAAGGCAUGCGGAGUAUCGGCCGUUGACGAACAGACUGAUUGCCUUGCGAAUUUGUGGCUCUGUCUCCAGGAAGCUUCUGAAGUUUUGGCUCUCCAGCACACGGCUCUGUAAGCUGUUUCGGUCCAUUGUGGCUAGCGACAACAGGCCACCGUAAACGGCAAUGUCGUUGGGGCUGGCAAUAUGGGAAUAGUCGGACGGCGAGGUAGCGUAAUCGGCCAUCAAGAAGUUACGGGCAGCUUCAGUAUAGUUUCCUUGUCCUAUAUAUCCAACACCCGCAAUGAUUCUUGAUGUUCCCACACUGCCGGAAUGCUCUUGGACGUUAGGCAUGGACCACACCUUGGUUGCGUGUGCAACAGCGGAGGGCCAAUCUUUGCGUUGUAACGCGAUGCCUGCGAGCAGCAGACUGCAAUCCACAAUUUGUUUUGUUGUGCUGACGUCUUGUCGCAUUCGCCCGAAAGCUUCAGUGGCGGCAGGGAGCUUACCAACCUUCUCAAAGUGUUUUCCUAGCUCUUCGUUCGUCAUCUAGAAGUCGAUUCGUUAGCCGCAGUCUCUAAUAAUGUAGGAAGCCGAAAUACCCGAAUGCUCUCCUUCACCAGGUUAUUCUUAUAUCCCUUAAGAACAGUCUCCAGAUGCGAUGUUACGGAUUUGGCCGUCUUGUCUGUUUCUUCGAUCCAUGUUUCGUCUCGUUGGGCUUCGGGCUCGUUCGGAGCUACCUUGCGUAGCAAGUCCCAUGCUUCCUUGUAUCUUGGAGUAUCGGUGCCUAACUUGGCUUCAUUAACAGCCGCUUUCAGCGAUUCGAUGCACAACGGCACGCUCGUCAAUCCGAUGUGUAUUAGGCGCUCGAAGCGGGUGCGCUCUGU